Molecule: messenger RNA, 2835 nt
Organism: Salvelinus fontinalis (brook trout)
Lineage: Eukaryota; Metazoa; Chordata; Actinopteri; Salmoniformes; Salmonidae
Exons: 2
Coding region: 1-1035 (344 amino acids)
Source: RefSeq, a predicted model, not a curated record
AUGUACACAGCAGAGUCCAGGAUUGGUACUGUCUGUGUCUCUAUGUACACAGCAGAGUCCAGGUUUGGUACUGUCUGUGUCACUAUGGACACAGCAGAGUCCAGGUUUGGUACUGUCUGUGUCACUAUGUACACAGCAGAGUCCAGGUUUGGUACUGUCUGUGUCACUAUGUACACAGCAGAGUCCAGGUUUGGUACUGUCUGUGUCACUAUGUACACAGCAGAGUCCAGGUUUGGUACUGUCUGUGUCACUAUGUACACAGCAGAGUCCAGGUUUGGUACUGUCUGUGUCACUAUGGACACAGCAGAGUCCAGGUUUGGUACUGUCUGUGUCUCUAUGGACACAGCAGAGUCCAGGUUUGGUACUGUCUGUGUCACUAUGUACACAGCAGAGUCCAGGUUUGGUACUGUCUGUGUCUCUAUGGACACAGCAGAGUCCAGGUUUGGUACUGUCUGUGUCACUAUGUACACAGCAGAGUCCAGGUUUGGUACUGUCUGUGUCUCUAUGGACACAGCAGAGUCCAGGUUUGGUACUGUCUGUGUCUCUAUGGACACAACAGAGUCCAGGUUUGGUACUGUCUGUGUCACUAUGUACACAGCAGAGUCCAGGUUUGGUACUGUCUGUGUCACUAUGUACACAGCAGAGUCCAGGUUUGGUACUGUCUGUGUCACUAUGGACACAGCAGAGUCCAGGUUUGGUACUGUCUGUGUCUCUAUGGACACAGCAGAGUCCAGGUUUGGUACUGUCUGUGUCACUAUGUACACAGCAGAGUCCAGGUUUGGUACUGUCUGUGUCACUAUGUACACAGCAGAGUCCAGGUUUGGUACUGUCUGUGUCUAUGUACACAGCAGAGUCCAGGUUUGGUACUGUCUGUGUCACUAUGGACACAGCAGAGUCCAGGUUUGGUACUGUCUGUGUCACUAUGGACACAGCAGAGUCCAGGUUUGGUACUGUCUGUGUCUCUAUGUACACAGCAGAGUCCAGGUUUGGUACUGUCUGUGUCACUAUGUACACAGCAGAGUCAUUUAUGUAUAGCUCUGUUACACAGAACACACGUCUGUCUAGGCCUGCACCUAAUCAACCGCACUCCCAAAGGCUUUAUCUCCAACUGCAAGGUUAGUGGCAAACAUCAUGAUGUUUUUAUCACUGAUGGUGAUGAUGACUGUGGAUACAGACUUGAACUUGUGCAUCUCCUUACUCUAAUGGGGAUAAAGAGAGUCUCUCUCUCUUCAGUGAGGACUGUCUUGGUUUGUGCCUGGGCUGGCGUAUGCUGCAUGUUCUCUCUCUCUACGAUGACGUCCUGCAGCCCACACGGUAACCCUGUCUGUCUACUCUGCAUGAAGUCCCUCUGCAACUCUGCUGCCACUCUGGCAUCUCCCAAGUAGGGCAUUGUCUUGGGUCAGACAGCGCCACUUUUGUCUCGUGUUUCGUCGGAGUGAGGCCACCUGUCAGAAGAUGGAUUGAGCACGUCACCAGAGCCAGCGACAGGGUUAUAAACACACAGGCUUGCCCAGACACUACUGUAUCACGAUAAAAGAAGAUUACCGACACGCUUGCCUUUUUUUCUGUUCAUCACAACAACCGAUAUGUGUUCUGCUCCCUUGUUGAUGUGGCUAUCUGGGGUGUUGUUCCGUUGUAGUGGCUACAGUAUCUUCUAGACACCUGGCUGUGUGUGUAUUUGACCGUGGAACUGAACAACACGUCAUGACUGUUUCAUGAAUGAAGAGUGUUCCGCUAUAAUGUUAAAUUCAGCAAGGCCUUGUUCUGUUAUUUUGUUCAAAGCAGGGGAGUUUAUUUUUUCAUGAUGAAAACAUGUUGAUUUUUGUGUUUGGUGACUGCACAUUGGGUAAUAUAUAUUUGUUUUUCCAAUCUAUUUAUUAUGUGUGUGUGGUGUGUGUGUGUGUGUGGCCAGGUUGGGUUCACAAGGAUGGAAUAUCGUCCAGAGUUGCUUCAAAACGGUUAGUAAACCUGUGCAUCUGCAUCUUUAAAAAGCUGAAAAUCCUUGCUCAAAACCAGCGCAUUGUAAACAACUAUUUUUCUUUUGUUUUAAAUGUUCAGUUCAAAGUUGAAUGAGCACAGCUUUAAUUUAUCUCUGGUAUGUGAUGAAAGCAGUUCAUAUGCGUUUGGGACUUGAGGUCAUCACCUUAGCCCGUUAGUUUCAGACGGGGUCUGAGUUGAGUGGUUGUUUGAAUUACUUUUUCCACAUUAAAUUUUUAUUUGUGACUGUCUGUCCACCUGUCAUUGUCAAUUACUUCAUAAACGCAAGCAGAGAGUGUUGCCUUUCAUUAGAUUUUGUUUGUAAUUGCAUCGCAAGUUUCCUCCAUCUUUACCUGCGAUACGAUGUUGAAACGUCUUCAGUGUUUCCCCAGUGGCCUUACUUUUGACUUUACUAGUCAUACAACUGUCUUGUGUAUUUUUCAAUGGGUUUUAUUUUUGUUUUUGGAUGUGAUUUUAGAGAAAGUCCAUCCUCUUCUCUCUGUCCUCCCCAAAAGGCUUCUUCAGCAACUGUGAUAUUCAAAAGCCUAAGCACCUAAAACAAAUACUUUUUUUUCUGUCUGUAAGAAAUUUUAACUGUUGCAUUGAAGUGUAAAAAAAAAGAAGAAGUUUUGAACCAUUUUUCUGGCGUCCAGACCACUGAUCUAGUGUUUCCUAGAAAAUGACAAAAGAAAAUCAUGUCCAUCUCUUGAUUCUGCAUUUCAAUGAUUUCAUGUUUUGGUUUUCCUCUGUACAUUGCAAUGGGCGUGAAGAUAGUAUUUUAAUAUUUGUAUAAAGUUUAAUUUAAUUCUACAUGUGUGUAUAUAACUAUUUCUAAUUAAAGCUUUCUUUUGAAAUGUG